AUGAAAACUAAUGGAAAUGAAAAGUCAAAUAUUGCUUAAACUUAAGUUAAACUCAAGAGAACCAAGCAAAUGAAAUUAAGAUCAAACAAAUCCAAAAGAUAAAGUAUUAUUAGAAGGUACUAUAUAAAAAAAAUAUUGAAUAGAAAAAUGCCUGGUAAUAAUUCAACUUUAUCAUUAAAAAUCAUUAAAACAAAAUCUCUUCGAAAUGAUAAAAAAUUAAAAAAAAAAACUAAUCAUAUUAAAGAUAAUCAAUCAAAAGAUCUUUAAUAACAAUAAAAUAUGAAAUAAGGAUAAGAAAUAAAAUUAAAAAAAAAUAAACAAACCGUUUCCUAAAGAAAUUAAAGAAAAAAUGAAAAGCUUUAAGAAAUGAUAGAUGCAUAAUUAAAAGCCCAAAUUAAUUAAAAAAUGUAAUUCCAUGAAAAAAAAUUCAUUGCUUUAACAGAAAUAGGAAUUCCAACAAUAAAUUUAAAUUAGGAUACAAUUCUACAAUUUAUUUAAAAAUAUCAAAAUGAAAUAAAAUUAAAUGAUGAAAAGAUUAUAUCAAAAUUAAUUGGAACAAUAGGUGAAGGAUACAUUGAAAGAGGAGAUGAGGUUAAUUUAAAUGUAGAAACAAAGGAAAUUAUGAUUCAACAAUAAGUUGAGUAAUAUUUAGAGAAUUGUGGAAUAAAACUUGAAUGGACAUCAGAGAAAUGGAAGAGAAUAAUAAAAAGAACUUUAUUUGUAAUUCCAUAUUAUAAUAUGCCUAAUGUAGUGAAAAAUAAACAUUUAAGUGGAAGAGAAAGAUAUACAAUUAUGUUCAAAACUUUAAAUCUUUUUACUUUGAUUAAUAGAUGGAGCCAUACUCAAAUGUUACACUAAUUUUGUUAAAAUUUUCCAUUUUAAGCAUUAGAUGAUAUAGAAAUAAAAGAGUUAGUUAAUGAAAAUGAAUUAUACAAUAUAAGAAAAAUUCGAGAAUAUUUAAGUCGAAUUAUGAAUUCAUUAAAUAACAUUUAAUAAUUGAAAUAUCAAAUAGAAUUUAAGGAUGAUCUAUAUUACAUGACUAAUUAAUUGUAAGAUCUAGCAGUAGAAUAUUAUUUAAGUAAAAUGUAAGUUCUUUAACUUAAACAAGUAAUAAUGCCAUCUAAAAUUAUUGAAUAAUUGGAAAAUUUUAAAUCAAAAGAUGAAAUUGAUAAAAUUACAAAUUAAGAACAAGUUUAAUAAAAAUGUAAUGAUUAUUCUUAAGAAAGAUUAUAAAAGUUUUAAUAAUAAUUAUAAUAAAAGAAAAAGAUACAAAUCAAUGUUAUUAAAUCAAAGACUUUACUAGAGUAUUUCAAACCUAAAAAGAAUUAGACUUAAAAUAGUAAUAAUAAUAGCAAUUUAGAUGUGAAUUCUCAAAGCGCCUUUGAUAACAGAUAAAAAAAUGAAAAAAAUGAGAAAUAGAAAAAACUAUCUGAUAAUAAAUCUUAAUUAUAAUACUUUGAUGUCUUAGAGGACUUUAUUUAAAACAAAUUAGCUAAACAAACUAAAUAAGAUGAAUAAAAAAAAUGA
Messenger RNA from Paramecium sonneborni, 1527 nucleotides. The record is from the annotation of a GenBank genome assembly. NCBI's taxonomy places the organism in Eukaryota, Ciliophora, Oligohymenophorea, Peniculida, Parameciidae.